AUGAGUUCGAUGAUGAAGAAGAAGACGGGCAAGGGCUUCAAGCCCACAGCCAGGCCCCGCGUUCCCGGCGCAUCGCAACCCGCCAGGCCCCUCACCGACACACCUCCCGCUCCUGCGACCUCCCACACACCGGCACCCACCACAGAACAAGACGCCUCGCAGAGCGCUACGCCCUCGACAACUCGAGAACCUCUGCUACAGCAUGGGCAGUCAGAAAAUGCGCCCUUGUCUGCAAGCCCGAAAACUGGGGACAGUACAGCCGACCCGACACCUACCGGUACAACACCAAUACCAAUAGAUAACAGCAGUUCCUUGGCUUCGAUCAAGUCCUCGCAGGCCACCGCCACUGCUGUGAAAGUUUCCUCCUCGACACCCUCAGCCGCGACGCGUCAGUCCGGAAGCGCGGGUGCGACCGCGGCAGAUGCCUCCCAACCCAUCCCGACCAUAGAGAUUGCGCCACCAGAAGGAGAUGAUCAAUCUUCGACAGAACCAACAUCUGCGACAGGCAGCGCCAAGAAGCAGACACCCGCCAAGAGGGUAGCCGGCAAGCGCGCAGCUGUUUCGACGGAGGACGAAAACGGCGAGGCCGCGGAAUCUGAGACGAGCCCAGAUGGCGAAGCCGCAGGUCCGAAAAAAGGCGACGCCCAACAAGAAAGAUGGGCGCGACGCAGGAUGGGUGACGCCGCGGCACGGCAACCUCGGGAAGAGGAAGCAGCCGUCGGCGGAGGGGGCCGAAGGGGACGCCACUGGAGCAGAGACCCCCGCACCCAGGAAGCGGCGAGAGCGAUCGGCGACGCCGGACGACGCAGACCAGCAAACCGUGGAUCGAGCGUGCUCACUCUGAAGGACCUCACGGUGGACCUGCGCAUCGGCAAAAAGUUCAAACGCUACGACGAGAUCCUGCAGCGUGAGCGCGAAAAGCAGGCCAAGAUUGCGGCGGCCAGGAGACAGCGGGCGCUCAGCAAGAGCGGCCGGGGCGUCAGCGUGGACCCGUCUGAACCGUCGGGCACGCCGCUGCCGGGCAUCGACAAGGAGGACACGACGCCGGCACCGGUGCCGAUGGCGCCAGCGCAGUCGCAGCUCGACUCGCUGGGCCCCCAGUUCAUCGAGGUGGACGGCCAGAUUGUGCUCGACCAGCGCUCGCUCCAGGUCGACGCCCACGCGCGCGCCGAGCAGCGCGACCUGGCCGAGGGCAUCACGCGCGAGGAGCAAGAGGAGCACGACUUUAGCCACCACGUCACGAGCAACAGCUUCCUGCCCAAGACGUCCAAGAUUCGCGGCCCCAACAUCUGGAACGAGGAGGACACGGAGCUCCUGUACCGCGGCCUCCGCAUGUUCGGCACCGAUUUUCAGAUGAUCUCGGCCAUGUUCCCCGGCCGCACGCGCCGCCACGUCAAGAUGAAGUUCAACCGCGAGGAGCGCCUCAACCCGACGCGCAUUCACGCCGUGCUCGUCGGCGAGAAGACGGUCAAGAUCGACCUGCAAGAGUACAAGCAGUGGACCAAGCGCAAGGAGGAGUUUGUCCCCACCGAGACCAUCAUGGCCGAGCAGCGCAGGGCCAAGGCCGAGUUUGACGCCGCGCAAAAGGCCAAGGAGGACGAGAAGAAGGCGGCCAUGGAGGAGAAGCGCAGGAAGCUCUGGGCCGAUGGCGAGGAGGAGGGCGCCGCCGAUUUGGCCGCCGAGGAGGAGGAGAUUCGCAAGAAGAAGAAGGGCAAGAAGAAGAGGAAGAAGGACGAUCUCGCCAUGUACGGCGAGAUUGUCGAGGAAAGUCUGGCGUAA
Verticillium alfalfae VaMs.102 is the source of this 1779-nucleotide messenger RNA. RefSeq lists its product as hypothetical. The record is from RefSeq and is a predicted model, not a curated record. NCBI's taxonomy places the organism in Eukaryota, Fungi, Ascomycota, Sordariomycetes, Glomerellales, Plectosphaerellaceae. Gene Ontology annotation, molecular function: TFIIIC-class transcription factor complex binding. The transcript has a single exon. Gene Ontology annotation, biological process: RNA polymerase III preinitiation complex assembly. The coding region runs from base 1 to 1779 and encodes 592 amino acids. Gene Ontology annotation, cellular component: transcription factor TFIIIB complex.